AUGGUUUUCUUUGAUGGAUCUCAUCUUCUUUGCAAGGCAGCAGUUCUCUUUGGGUGGCUUGGCAUCAUCACCACCACAUCAGAGAAAGCAAGCUUUUGGUAUGAUACUUGGUCGUCCUAUGGUCCACUUAUAAAGCGUUUGGGAGUAGAGGGACCAAGAGAGCUCAGAAUUCCCAUUGAUUCUACAGUUGCUCAAGUUUGCGAUGCAAAUGGCUGGCGUCUCCCUCCUUCACGAUCUCAGAACAGAAGUGACCUCCAAAAUCAUUUGCUUACAGUUCCCUUACCGUCAACUGUGGCUGAGAAUGAUUACUACUCCUGGGUGAUUCAUGAUAAGCAGUUUCAGUCCUUCCCCACGGCUAAAACAUGGGAAGCACUAAGACCAUCUAAAGCGCAUAAGAACUGGGCUUCUUCUGUCUGGUUCAAGGGAGCUACUCCUAAACACUCCUUCACUAUGUGGGUGGCGCAGUUGAGUAGAUUGCCAACUAGAACAAGACUUGCUUCUUGGGGACUACAAAUUCCUGUCUCGUGUUGCCUCUGUGGUAGAUUUAAUGAAACCCAAGAUCACCUUCUGCUGACUUGCGUGUAUAGCGAACAGGUGUGGGACUUGGUUCUCACUAGACUUCGCUUAUCUCCUUGUGUAUUCUACACUUGGGAUUCUCUUCUCGCUUGGACAAGGAUGAAAACAGAGUUUGCACCUCCGAUUCUUCGGAAACUAGCUGCCCAGUCAGUGGUGUACAACAUUUGGAAACAGAGGAAUAAAAUCCUCCACAAUCAGCUCCACGUCACGCCAGAGGAACUUUUCAAUGGUAUUGACAAGGAGCUCCGCAACACAAUCUUGGCCAGAAGAUCCAGGAAGCAAUUCAGGGACUUGAUGGCACUCUGGAUUCGAUAA
This is a messenger RNA of Camelina sativa (false flax), 891 nucleotides long. RefSeq lists its product as uncharacterized. Lineage: Eukaryota; Viridiplantae; Streptophyta; Magnoliopsida; Brassicales; Brassicaceae. The record is from RefSeq and is a predicted model, not a curated record.